AUUUGAUUAGAUGGUGUUAGCUGUUAAUUGCGAAAUCUUUUGUGUUCAUUCGUUAUCACUAAUUUUCCCUAUUUAUCGAUACACAUACAUAUUUUACGUCAAAUUGAUGAAAAUUCGUUCAUUGCUGUGUCAGAUAUCCGGCAGCAAUGUUGUGUGAAAACCGAGAACUAUGCCUCGUCGUUUGUGGGGUCUAAGGAGGCUGUUAAGGAUGCCUUUAUCGGAGACUGGGGACCAAUAUUCAAUAUGGGUGGGUUUAAUUUAUGUUUUCAACUUAAUUGUUGGAACUGGAGCUUUGACCUUGCCGGCAGCAUUUGCUCGAGCAGGAUGGGCUCUCAGCACAAUAUCACUGAUGUUCCUUGCAUUCAUGAGCUUCUUGAAUGCAACUUAUGUCAUAGAAACUAUGGCUUGCGCUAAUGCUGUAUUUAAGUGGAAGAGGUUGCAGACUAUCAAGAGGGAGAGUAUCCAAGACCAUGAAUCAGAUGAUGACCCGUCUACGUCGCAGAAUAACCAUGGUGACCUUGAAGAGCCCUUGGUCUGUGGUGAUACUAUCCCCUCUCGAUACUACAGCCUGGACCGGCGGGUGGAGCUCGGAGAGAUGGCCAACUUAUUCUUUAACAAACUGGGCAGGACCACCUUCUAUUGCACGCUCUGUAUAUACCUGUAUGGAGACCUGUCUAUCUAUUCAGCAGCUGUCGCGAAGUCGGUUAUGGAUGUAGUGUGCUCCCCAAUUCCUCCGAACGUGACUGAUUCUAAGAUGUGGGAUGAGCUGCCGUGCUUCAAUUCUUCUACCGCGGAGCACACCGGGUAUACCCGUCUGGACACUUACCGGGUAGCUCUGCUCACAUUCGUCGCAGCCAUGGGUCCCUUCGUCUUCUUCAACGUUCAGAAGACCAAGUACCUGCAGCUGUUUACCUCGGGCAUGCGGUGGUUGGCAUUCACAAUAAUGAUCUCAAUGGCGAUCCAUCUGCUGGUGGGGCGCGGGCCGCAGGGCCACCCGCCCCCCUUCGACGUGACGGGCAUGCCCACGCUGUUCGGCGCCUGCGUGUACUCGUUCAUGUGCCACCACUCCCUGCCCGGCCUCAUCGCGCCCAUCCGCGGCAAGACGAGGCUCGGCCUACAUCUGUUCUUCGACUACGCUCUCAUCGCCAUCUUUUACCUGCUCCUUGCGUUCACUGGCGCCUUCGCUUUCGCACAACUAAACGACUUAUACACCCUUAACUUCAUCCCAGCAGACAACGACAACAUAUUCCUAGAAGUCAUCGAAUAUUUCCUCGCACUGUUCCCAGUCUUCACUCUGUCGACCAGCUUCCCAAUCAUUGCCAUAACUCUAAGAAACAAUUUACAAAGUCUCUUCCUAGACACUUCAAGACUUGAAUCGUACAAUUUUAUUUUGAGGAGAGUAAUAUUUCCGAUCGUAACUGUGGUUCCUCCAAUAUUGCUUACUUAUUACUUAGAAGAUAUAAGUAUUCUGAUCGAAUUCACGGGCUCGUACGCUGGGACGGGCAUCCAGUACUUUAUUCCAACGUUCUUAGUGGUGUCUGCGAGGCGCCACUGCACUAACUUGCUAGGGUUAGGAGUAGUCAAUAAGUAUAAAAGUCCAUUUUCCCACGUCGCGUGGGCGAUCUUUGUCCUCCUGUGGUCAUUUGUGUGUAUAAUUUUAGUGUCAGUUAACAUAUUCGAGAAGAACUCAUGACAUUAAUUGUACAAUAUUGCAAAAAGCAGAUUUUGUUAUGAAAAGGAGAAAUGGAUAGUAAUCAGAGUGAGUAUACAGGCAGGUUGCUUAGAUCUAAACUGAAUAGGAUAAGUUUUUUAAUGUCUAAUUACUGUUUUUAACUAAAUCCAAUUAUUCGCUAACUCGGUGUAUGCGUGAGAAGUCUGGUAAAACGACAAUAUAUUCCUUGUGUGUUCAUAUUUUUAUCCUCCGCUGUGCGUUCGACAAUACUGAUUAAUUUUUACCUGUAUAAGGUUGUCGUGGGCACAGCCAUUCUAUUUUUGUAUCAACAUUUGCCAUAAUUCAUAUUUGAUCCAUAUCGGUAUCAACUUUUAAAA
Spodoptera exigua (beet armyworm) is the source of this 2049-nucleotide messenger RNA. Lineage: Eukaryota; Metazoa; Arthropoda; Insecta; Lepidoptera; Noctuidae. The record is from the annotation of a GenBank genome assembly.